CUUUCGAAGGAACAAAACAAAACAGCCACCCCACCACCACCACUACCACUACUACCACCCUUCUCUCCCAAAGUGGGACCCACCCGUAAGGGAAUAUUCUCGGGUCAACUUCAUCAGCCCCGUCGUCUGCGGUGAUUACGAAGCGUGUCCUUCUAAUCGGGUGGACCCUACAUGUCCUCCUCCUCCCACAUGGCAAUGAAAUGACUUUGUGCUCCCACCUCCUUUCCAAAAACCACCCCCCGCCACGUGACUCCUCGAAUAUUCUUCUCCCUCUGCUCGCCGGCGAAUAUUCCACGCUGGCAUCCACCUGGCAUCUAAAUUGAUUCCUCUACAUCCUCACCCUCUUCAAUUCCCUAUCAAAUCCGUCGGAUUGUUCCUUAAGUGUGAGAGUAUUUCAAUCCAACGGUUGUCAAAUGAAGUAGAGGAACUCAGGAGGAGAAGACUAUAAAUCAUUGGUAAUAUUAUCAAAUAGCGUCCCAUCAUGGUGUCUUCAGAUUCGUCGCCGAGCUUCCCUCUACAUGUCCUCCUUCGGAUUCUCAUUUUUAUAUAUUUUUUUAAAAAAGUCAAUAAAAUAAAUAAAAAUGGGUUUUUGUUCGACUUUUUGAAUCAAAAUCAAUGAAUUUGUUAAAGAAAUGGUGUUUCUUGAGGAAUGAACAUUAAGAGAGCAGAGAAGAAGAUUCUUUCUUCUUUGGUGGGUUUCUAGGAAAAGCUUCCUGAUUUUCUUUCUUGUUGUUGUUGUUGCUUACUUUUUUUUUUUUUUUUUUUUUUUGGCCUUUUUGAAUUGAUUGUGAAAUUUUCACGGGGAAGAAAGAAUGAGAAGGAUUGGUUCGAAAAAGCAAAAGGUGGGGAAAUAAAGAAAAGAAGAAUCUAAUCCGAAUUUUGGGCUUUUUUUAUUUUAUUUUUUUAACGGAAUUUAAAAGCAUUCAAAAGGAAGGAACACUUAGUGAGUGAGUCAGUGGAAAGAGAGGUUUUUUGUUGAAUUUGGGGAAGAGAAAUGGAGAGGAAUUUCGGAUACGAAAAUGGGGUGGUGAUGACCAGAGACCCAAAACCCAGGCUCAGAUGGACGGCUGAUCUUCACGAUCGAUUUGUCGAUGCUGUCACUAAACUCGGUGGCCCUGACAAAGCAACUCCUAAGUCUGUCUUGAGGCUGAUGGGUUUGAAGGGCUUGACAUUGUACCAUUUGAAGAGCCAUUUACAGAAGUACAGACUGGGACAGCAGGCCAGGAGACAAAACCCUUCAGAACAAACCAGAGACAUUAAUGGUGGUUCAUAUGUACAAUUCAGUAACAAUUCUCCAGGGACUAGCACAAAUUCAUCAAGAUGUGAUCUCGAUCAAGCUGAAAUCCCAAUCGCAGAAGCUUUAAGGUGUCAAAUUGAAGUGCAAAAAAGAUUACAAGAACAACUUGAGGUUCAGAAGAAACUGCAAAUGAGAAUUGAAGCCCAAGGGAAGUAUUUGCAAGCCAUAUUAGAGAAAGCCCAAAAGAGCCUUUCAGUGGACAUGAAUGGCCCUGGUAGCCUUGAAGCUGCAAAAGCCCAAUUGACAGAUUUCAAUUUGGCUCUGUCAAAUUUUAUGGAGAACAUCAAUGAAGUAGAUAGAAAAGAAGGCAUACUUGACAUGAAUGAUGUUUAUAAGAAAGCCAAUGGUUCGACUUUCAAUGUGUAUGAAGAGGGAAAUAGAGAAGAAGCUAAAGAUAGUAAGCUUAAGGGUUCCAUACACUUUGACUUAAAUGCCAAAGGUGGGUAUGAUUUUAUCAGCUCUAAUGGAGUUGAAUUGGAACCCAAGAUGUUUACAUACAGAAGAUGAUAUAUAUAUAUAUAUAUAUAUGUUGUUGGUGAUAAAGCAUGUGCCUUGACAGUUGCACACUUUUGUUUUCAUGUAGUUUAUAUAAAAAUGUAGUUAGAAAUACUAAUUAUUUGAUGCGGCCAUUACCUCUUCUUGAUUCAUAAAUUGACUCAAUCUUUCGAUGAACUUCAUAUGUACAAAAGUAAUUAAUACAUCAUAUUUGGACUGCGUUA
Molecule: messenger RNA, 2016 nt
Organism: Ziziphus jujuba (common jujube)
Lineage: Eukaryota; Viridiplantae; Streptophyta; Magnoliopsida; Rosales; Rhamnaceae
Product: myb family transcription factor PHL11
Exons: 6
Coding region: 995-1804 (269 amino acids)
Molecular function (GO): DNA binding; DNA-binding transcription factor activity
Source: RefSeq, a predicted model, not a curated record